This is a messenger RNA of Gigantopelta aegis, 915 nucleotides long. Its product is annotated as atrial natriuretic peptide receptor 1-like. Bases 151 to 915 code for a protein of 254 amino acids. The record is from RefSeq and is a predicted model, not a curated record. The transcript is spliced from 2 exons. Lineage: Eukaryota; Metazoa; Mollusca; Gastropoda; Neomphalida; Peltospiridae. Gene Ontology annotation, molecular function: signaling receptor activity; peptide hormone binding.
UUCCGUGCAGGGGUAGUAGAAAUACCGUGUCAACGGGUACUUCCGUUUUGAUUUUUAAGAGACAAAACACACACCCGGUGUUGGGUAUUAGUAAUACACACACACACAUACACACCAACGCCAGAUGUAUCACGCUACGAGCGUGUUUUAAUGGUUGUCAGAAACACACAUACUAAAAUGAUAUCGCCAUGGAUUGGUUUCGUGAUUAUCUGUCUCAACCUUGUAUGUGGAGAAGAAGAAGAACAGUUCGUCAACUUCGGAGUGAUUCUACCCGUUCAUGGAAGAUACCCCUGGGUGCUCUACAAAACCAAACCGGCUCUGGAACUGGCCGUCUCGUCUAUAAAUAAUAACACGAAUUUGCUGCGGAACUACACAGCCCGGCUCGUGUACCGGGACUCGCGGUGCUCGGAGACUGACGGCCCCCUGGCGGCGAUCGACAUGUACAUCGAGAAGGCGGCGCACGUGUUCAUCGGCCCCGCCUGCGACUACGCCGUGGCCCAAGUCGCGCGCUUCUCCUAUAAGUGGGGAAUCCCCGUCAUCAGCGCAGGCGCACUCGUACAGGCCUUCCACGACAAGACCGAGUACCGCCUGCUCACCCGGAUGAUGGGGUCGUACACGAAAAUAGGUAACUUUGUGUUAAAACUCUUACUGGAGUUCAACUGGAAGACCGUGGGACUGCUGUUCAGUGAUUUCCAGAACGAUCCCAACAAAGGCCAUUCCAACUGCUUCUUCACAAUACAGGCCAUUUUCCUGGCGUUGAAGCGGACCGUGAAGAAAACACCCUGGCAUGCGUCCUUUGAUCGUAAAAAGAAGGACAUGGAUUUUACAGAAUUACUAACUGAUGCUUCCGAAAAUUCACGAAUGAAAUGGUUUCUGGACAAGGCAGAGUUGAAAGGAUGUAAGGCAAAGUCGUGA